UUUCCUAGUGAAAAACAAAGAAGUUAUGCAUAAAAUGAAGUUACUUCUUAUCGAAAUAUUCACUAUUUUAUUAUCAAUGGGAGCUUUAAACGCUGAAAAUGCCAUCUCACCCCUGAAAACCUCAAUCAAUCGGCUCAAAAUGAUAUCCCAAAUACUCAAUGCGAUGUCUAUUCAAAAAGGAUUGAUCUCUGGCACACUUGACCCGGAAACCUUGAUCUCCGAGCUUCUUGGCUCAGCCCUACCCAGUGAGCUUGCCUCAAUUAACAUGCUCCACGUUCAACAGGGCAUUGAAAUCGGGUUAAAUAUCCCUAAAUUGCUCCGUGACGCUGCUGGCGAUGAAAAUGCAAAAGCUCGCAAAGCUUAUGAAGGGUACAAUGCAAUAUUGAAGGAGAUUGAUGGAAUGAUCGAUGUGAAAAAUUGGAGUGGAAAGGCAGAUUUCGAUAAAGGAAUUGCAGAGCUUCGUAAGGAUUAUGUCAAGCCAAAAGUUCUAGAAAACCUGGAGAAGAUCUGCCAGAAUCUUACAAGUAUUUUAAAUUCUGCAACUUUGGAAGCUGACCAGUUAUCCACAGCCCUAGAAGCUCUAACAUCACUGUCUACUUCAUUUAACGCGACCUCCGACAUCUGGAUGUUCCAUGAAUACACUUCAACUAUCCAGGCAGUCGCUCCAUUUUUGAAAACUGCUCGAGGCGUGGAGGAGCAUUUGAAAUACAAGGAUAACUUGAAUCUGACCAAAAAGGAAGAAGCCGCAUUUAACAAGUAUAUAUCCAUUUACACCAAUUCUGCAGUGCAUAUGUUUCUUGAUCUAGGCCCACUUAUUGGGAAGAUCUUUGCCCCGGAAGGACAUAACAAAUCUCUCAGCCUCCCAGAAUUUGAUAAAGUGCUCAGUGACGCUUGGAUCAGGAGUGUGGUAAAUAGUGAUUCUCUAGGAAAGGGGUUAAGUCGACUAUCAGCUUUCCAAAGCUCUCUUCUUAGAGCACAGAGGCGGCUGAAUUUCACCGACGUUGCUGGUGGCGUUCGAAGCAUCAUUGAGAUGUUCAACUUCGACGUUUUUCCUGGAGAUGAUCACAUGUCUGCUGCUGACCAAGAGUGUACUCCGUUAGAACUUAGAUUUAGAGCUAUUUCUGAUCUCAAAAUGUUUAUUGAUGAGAUAGAAGUAGAAUUCAAUAACCUAACUAUGCUGGCCAUAAAAUUGUCUUUUUUUCUCUCGGGGAACUCGGAUGCUGGACAAGAUUUUUUGAAAAUCCACAGGGAACAUGAAACGGUUGUGAUUAAGAAACUUAACGAAACUGGACAGCUAAAAAGUUUAAAGGCACAUUUAUCAAUGAUAAAUCAACAAUUAGAGCUCAUCAAUACCUUUCCUAUACAUGACAUUAAUGUUUAUGCCAGGUACGCUCAAUUGGACAUCGGUUGGAUAUAUUCACAACACAAAGAUGAAUUAGAGAAGUACGCUGAUUAUUUCAACUGCCUUCAAAAUAACGCCUACCUGAAAUACAAAGCUUCUUUAAGCAUUGCGACGAAAAGGAUCAGCGAUCAUGUUUACAAUUCAACGUAUCAAAAUUCAUUCAACAACCUCCUAGGUGUCUUUAAAAACUCUACAUCCGCUGUAGAUGAUAUGUUCGUGAUGAAGCGACAUAUGAAAGCGAUGAAGAAUUUUCACACAGUGGAAACAGAUGCUCUGGGAGAGUUUAAGGAUGUAGAAUCUUACGCUGAGAAUCUUCGCCUAGCAGUUCAAGGACUCGAAAAACUAUCCGAUUUGGUGGAGAAGAAGGAUCAGUUGAAGUAUGUCAUAGAUAAUAUUAAUGUUCUCAUAGAAUCUGUAUCAGUUAUGGAUGACGUUCCUCAUUUGUACAAUCUCCAGAAAAUAGUACUGUUGAAAUCAGAAUUCCGGAUGCUUCACCUAUCAUUGGAAGGCUUCGAAGAACAGGCUACAGACUCUAUAGAGUCUAUUGUUCUCGAGGAUUACGAACAACUUUUUGUGCAAGCUCGGAGCAUUCCUAGCAUCGAGGGAGACUUCGAAGCAAUAGGGAAUUCUGUUGGAGAGCUGGCACGACUUGUAACAAAUGUAACUGUCAAGGAGAUUCUGAGAAAUGUCAAUGUAUCACUGAACUCGUUGGAUUUGGAUUUCACUUCCUACCGUGUGCACUUUGCGAAUGUGGCUUUGAGGGAGCUUGACGUAUUCUUUGCGAAUUUCUCGAAGAAGUUCGAAAAGCCGGAGGAGCUGGAUGUUCGGGUGGAGCAGAAGGAAAGGAGAAAGGCAAAGAAUCCAAAUGAACGUGAGAGAUUGGACAGAAUUCCUUGGUGGUUCGUGUUCGGAUGUGUGACAAGUAUUCUAUUUGGUGCUCUAUUCGCUUUGGCCUAGUGAACUCGAAUUUUUAUUUCAAUAAAUUAUUUU
Molecule: messenger RNA, 2392 nt
Organism: Caenorhabditis elegans
Lineage: Eukaryota; Metazoa; Nematoda; Chromadorea; Rhabditida; Rhabditidae
Gene: Y53H1C.3
Exons: 4
Coding region: 140-2359 (739 amino acids)
Source: RefSeq, marked reviewed